AUGGCUCUCGCGAGCGAAGAGAAAGUUUGGGGAACGACGUCGUACGGCGCUAGGGUUCAGGUGGUGGAUCACCACGGCAACGUCGGGUCCUAUGACAACAUCGUGGAACACCACGACAACGUCGGUUCUCCCUCCGCCUCCGCCGAUACUGACUGGGCAGCGGCCAAACGCAUGGAGUCGGAGAAUGAAAACAAGGUUUUGGGAACCACGUCGUUUGACGCUAGGGUUCCGGCGCAGCUCUACCACAAGAGGAUGGUGGAUCGCAUCGGGUUCAUCGACAAGAGUUUGGUCAGAGCACAACCGUACCCUAUAAUCGUGAAGUUGCCUGACGGAAAUGGAAUCACGUUCAACAGGGAAGCUAUCAACGACCCUUUGUUGGUGUCUUCCGCCUCAACCCCCAUGACCAUGACUCCCACCGUCAUAGAUCACUGGUUACAGACCAAACGCAUGGAGUCAAAGUACUCUGAAAAGAAAGUUUCGGAAACGGCAUUGUUCGGAGCUAGGCUUCCGGUGGAUGAGGAUCAUCACGACAACCCCCGCAACUUCGGGUCCUUUAACAAGAAUAGUGUGACCCACAGUCUUUUCGGACUACCGCCACCACCACGCGACAACAUCGGGUCCUUCGACAAGAAUAGUGUGACCCACAGUCUUUUCGGACCACCGCCACGCGACAACAUCGGGGAAGUCAUGAAAAAAGCUUACUUCAAGCCUGACUGGGCAGAGGCCAAACACAUGAAGUUGGAAAAUGAUAGAACCCUUAGUGAAAGUUGGGCUGCAGCUCAUGAGUCUAGGCCCAAAAUAUGGAAAGUUUAUGUUAGAAAGAAUAAGAGAGGAGGGGAAUCUUUUGAGGAGUGA
Messenger RNA from Lotus japonicus, 855 nucleotides. RefSeq lists its product as uncharacterized. The record is from RefSeq and is a predicted model, not a curated record. The transcript is spliced from 3 exons. Lineage: Eukaryota; Viridiplantae; Streptophyta; Magnoliopsida; Fabales; Fabaceae. The coding region runs from base 1 to 855 and encodes 284 amino acids.